Momordica charantia (bitter melon) is the source of this 2044-nucleotide messenger RNA. RefSeq names its product Tetratricopeptide repeat (TPR)-like superfamily protein. NCBI's taxonomy places the organism in Eukaryota, Viridiplantae, Streptophyta, Magnoliopsida, Cucurbitales, Cucurbitaceae. The record is from RefSeq and is a predicted model, not a curated record. Gene Ontology annotation, molecular function: protein binding.
UUGACCGGCAGAGAGUCAAGGUCGGGUGGAGCUUGAAAGAACCAGAGAGAGCUCGGAUUCGAGGAUCCAGGAGAGUCUUUGGAACCCUGCCGCCCGUUACCGUCGUCACCCCAUCAUCCGCCGUGUCUUCCGCCGUCGCCGUCGCCUUGUCGGAUCUACACGCCCUGCUCCGCUUGAAUUUCCGAUCACUUUCUCCUAGGUACGCUUCUGAAAGGGUAGAUCCCCAUUUUUCUGUUCUUAAUUUCAUUCCUUAUCUGGGGAUUUUGAAUUCAUCAAGCCAUGAAUUCCAAUUUCGGAAAGAAUUUCGAGUUCGAUUUGGGUCUCGGAUCCUCUCCCUCCAAAUCGCUCAACGAUCAGAAGAACAAAUCCCCAUCGUAUUCUUCAUAUGCUUCCUCCGGUCCUUCAUAUUCGUCGACGCAGACCAGGCCGGCCUGGCAGCAGCCCAGCAGAUCCUCGUGGACGCAUCAGGCGGCGCGGCCCACCUUGUCCAAUGCACCCUCUUCAAUGGUCGGCGAUAUAUUUGGGAAGAGCUGGGGUUCCACGCCGAAUUCUGGCUCCACUGCGGGCAUUGGAAUUGCGGAAAAGAAUCCGAAUCUGUUCGGCGAUUUGGUCAGUUCCGCCUUGGGAUCAGGUAAGAGUAACACGAAUUCUCCAUUGAAAAAUGCGACUCCGGCAUCGGCAUCGGCAUCGUCAGCUGCUGCAUUGAAUAGGAAUUCGUUUUCGAUGGGAAACAUGACCGAUUCGUUGCCAAGAGCCACUAGUAAUCCGAGUAAAAGUACUGGAAAUUGGAGUUUUGAGAAUCUUAGCAGUUAUAAUAGUGGGCAUACUAAUCAGAGUAAUACCACCAAUAUCAAGGCUCCAAAUCUCGGAGGUCGGAGCAUGAGUUCUACCACCGGUAGUGGUAAGACGAGCUCUAGCAAGGAUCCCUUUGGUUCUUUAGUUGACUUUGGAUCUAAAUCAUCCGGAAAGCUGAAUUCAACAAGUAGCAGUCAAAAGAUCAAUUCAAGCGAGGACUCAUUUGGAGAUUUCCAGAAUGCUUCAAAUCCAAGCACUAGAACAUUUCCUUCGAGUGGAUCGAGUGGGAGUGGUGUUGGUUUCAAUGGAUCUAGUUUUAAUUCUGGCUUAAACAUGGGUGAUUUCGGAAUGCCCCCAAUGAAUUUUGGUCCCAAGGUUCAAGAGACUGUUCAAACCACUGCCAGUGAUCCGCUCGAUGUGCUGUUUAGCUCAUCCAAAGCCCCAGUUGGAGGUGCUGCAAUGGCGUCUGGAGCAACUGGAGUGCCACAAUCCAUGGAUGCCGAUGAUUGGGGAAUGGAUUCGGAGUUUGGGGGUGGUGGUCAUGAUGUGGGCGGCUCAACAACUGAGAUUGAAGGACUUCCAACUCCUCCUGCAGGGGUGACAUCUUCUUUGGCGAAUAACAAGGGAGUCGAUUUCUAUAAGCAGGGACAAUAUGCUGAUGCUAUUAAGUGGCUUUCUUGGGCUGUAAUUCUUUUUGAGAAAGCUGGUGAUAGUGCUGCCAUAGUUGAAGUUUUGUCGACACGAGCUUCAUGUUACAAAGAAGUUGGGGAAUAUAAGAAAGCAGUGGUUGAUUGUACAAAGGUAUUGGAUCAGGAUGAUGCAAAUGUAACCGUUCUCGUUCAACGUGCACUUCUGUACGAGAGUAUGGAGAAGUACAGACUUGGAGCAGAAGACCUGAGGGCUGUCCUGAAGAUCGAUCCGGGUAACAGAGUUGCAAGAAGCACAAUUCACCGGUUGACUAAGUUGGCAGACUAAAGGUUCUUAUUACAAUUUUGGCUGUUGUAGUUUCUUCAAUAUAGGAUUACACUGGUUCCCCUCAUGCUAUCUAAAUUUGCUGGGAAUGACUACAUUUUUCAAUUACAUGGAAUUGGUUUUGUAAGUGUCUGCCCCCUAUUGAUGGUUUUAAAAAUGCAUUAUUUACUUGUAUUGUUUGUGACAAAAAAAAAAGACAAAAAAGGAAACCUGCUCUCAUUGAUUGUUCUUGCAUGAUUGCCCUGGAAAUUCAUAAUAUUCAAUUUGUUUUCAGGUC